AUGAGUUAUGGGGAUGGUGAUGAUCCAUCCCCCUCCCGACUUCCUUUUGACCAACCGCCUUGGUCAUCUAAUGGAAAUAAUCCCGGAAAUUCACCAACACAUCUAGGAAAUCCCGAUGAUUGGGCUGGUGUACCCGUAUGGGCCGUUUAUCUCUUCGCUGGUUGUGCUCUGUUAAUUGGAGCCGUUCUAUUACUCGACUAUUGUGUUAUACGAAGGAAUGCUUUAGGAAACACAUGUUGUGCUCGAUCAAAACAAAAGCGAUCCUCGUCUUCAGCGCACGCAAAACGAUCGACGAAUAUGUUGUUGAAUAAAAUGACCCGAGUGCCUCCAAUGGAUCCCGAGCAGUUUAUGUGU
Molecule: messenger RNA, 354 nt
Organism: Mesorhabditis belari
Lineage: Eukaryota; Metazoa; Nematoda; Chromadorea; Rhabditida; Rhabditidae
Source: the annotation of a GenBank genome assembly